GGAGGGCAGACAAGCAAACACGUUUCAGAAUAGCAAUUUUACCGGUUGACGUAAGAGGUGGGUCUGGUUGUCUUGGCAACCAAUUGGCACUGAAGUGUGGAGUGGCUCCGUGGCCCCGCCCCCUGUACAAAUACCCCUAUGGCUUUGACGUCAAUACACGUCAACCAGAGAACAUGAUGCCUCUUUGCAAGUCAACUCGUGUGCUCUGUAGCUGAUAGAGGUACCUCAAGCUGAGAUAUUAUAGCUCCAUUGUAUUGGAGAACGUGGUGUGACAGCCCCCGGGAGCAGCAAAUGGCUGGCUUCGUAUCGCCGCACUAGCGGAGAGUGUCGCCACAUUGGCGUUCAAGCUGGCAGGGCGACACAGAAAUCAACUUUGUCUAUUUUUAAUGGACACGCUUCGAGCGGCGGCGGCAGAAGCGUCGGAGGCGGGCGGUUUGUUUUCCUUUCGUCUUUAUCUGUAGCUGCCCAAGCCGAGCCCGUGUGGAGCCCCCAGUGUGUCCCCUGCUCGUCUGGCUACCUCCUACUCGUCUACAAACAGUCCCAGACAGAACAGCAUGGUCAUGGCUGACAGUGUCCAAAAACCGCUGAUCCGGGGUCCGGUCCGAGUGGGCUUCUACGACAUAGAGCGCACUUUAGGAAAGGGCAAUUUCGCUGUCGUGAAGCUGGCCCGACAUCGAAUAACCAAGACCGAGGUGGCCAUUAAGAUCAUUGACAAGACCCAACUGGAUGCUGUCAACCUGGAGAAGAUCUACAGGGAAGUUCAGAUCAUGAAGAUGCUGGACCACCCCCACAUCAUCAAGCUCUACCAGGUGAUGGAAACGAAGAACAUGCUUUACUUAGUCACGGAGUAUGCCAAGAAUGGGGAGAUCUUCGACUACCUGGCGAAGCACGGCCGUCUCAGUGAGCUAGAGGCCAGGAGGAAGUUCUGGCAGAUCCUGUCAGCAGUGGAGUACUGUCACAACCGCAACAUUGUCCACAGGGACCUGAAGGCGGAGAAUCUGCUUCUGGACGGCCACAUGAACAUCAAGAUUGCAGAUUUUGGAUUUGGGAACUUCUUCCAGCCUGGCGAGCCUCUGGCCACGUGGUGCGGCAGUCCACCUUAUGCUGCUCCAGAGGUCUUUGAGGGGCAACAGUAUGAGGGCCCACAGCUUGACAUUUGGAGCAUGGGGGUGGUGCUUUAUGUGCUGGUUUGUGGGGCGUUGCCCUUUGACGGGCCAACUCUGCCUGUGCUUCGACAGAGAGUCCUAGAAGGAAGGUUUCGCAUCCCCUACUUCAUGACUGAAGACUGUGAGCAUCUGAUCCGCAGGAUGUUGGUCCUGGACCCAUCAAAGCGACUGUCUGUGGCACAGAUCAAGGAGCACAAGUGGAUGGCUCUGCAUGUUCCCGUUCAGAGGCCUGUUCUGCACCAACAGCCUCUGUCGGCUGAGGGAGAGGCGGGCGUGGGAGAAUACAGCGAACAGGUCCUUCGCCUGAUGCACAGCCUUGGUAUCGACCAGCACAAGACUAUAGAGUCUCUGCAGAACAAAAGCUACAACCACUUUGCUGCUAUCUACUACCUGCUGGUGGAGCGGCUCAAGGCCCAUCGCUGCAGCUUCCCCGUUGAACAGCGGCUCGACGCUCGCCAGCGACGGCCCAGCACCAUCGCCGAACAGACUGUCGUCAAGUCGACCAGUGGUUCAGCCCAGGUGGGUUUGCUCCCGCAGGGUGUUCGUCUGCUACGCUCCCCUGCUGUGCCCCAAGCCUCCUCCGAUGCUUUCACCUUCCCCCAGACUGCAUUUCCCCUAGAGCAGAAUUUCACAGUGGAGGACGUCAGCACGCCCAAAGUGAACGGCUGCCUGCUGGACCCCCUGCCUCCCCCCGCUGUCCUCCGCAAGUCCUCCACCUCGUCGCCAAGCAACAUGAUGGAGACGUCGAUUGAUGAGGGCAUAGAGACAGAGGAGCCCGACACAGAAGAUGAUCCGCCCCAUCUGCUCUCAGCCUAUCAAACAGCUCGCUUUGGCCAAAGGCGACACACCCUUUCUGAGAUGACCAACCAGCCGGGCCCUUCGAACCAAGGUAAAUUAUUCUCUCUAGGCCACAACCCAUCCAUGGGUAGCAUGGACUCGGACAUGGGCUAUGACAUGGGCUCUGUGCACAGCGACCUCGGCCUGCUGGAGGAUGCACCCUCUCUCAGUGAAGUGGUACCGGCCAACAGCUCUGCUCCUGGCAUAACUGCUACGCCUUUUUUGAGCGCUCGGCCCGCCAACCCAGCAAUGGCCGCUUUGACAUCCCAGCACAGGGAGGCGCACAACCGCUCCCCCAUCAGCUUCAGAGAAGGUCGCCGUGCCUCAGACACCUCCCUCACCCAAGGUUUGGUUGCAUUUCGGCAGCACCUCCAGAACUUGGCCAGGACCAAAGGCAUUCUGGAGCUAAACAAAGUCCAGAUGCUGGUGGAGCAGAUGGGCUCCGGGGAAGGGGCCGCCAUGGGCCCCAUGGGACCACAGCACCACUUGCACAACCUCCUGGAGGGCGAGGCAUCCAAGCAGGAGGGCCUAGCUUUAUACCAAGGCGGGCCGCGUCCGCCUCUCCUGUCCCGCCGACAGAGUUUGGAGACACAAUACCUCACUCAUAGACUACAGGCCAACGUCUUGGCUAACAGUCCUGCUAGCUGUCAACUUUUCUGUAAGGAGACUCCCCGAAGUUUAGAGCAACAGCUGCAGGAACACAGACUGCACCAGAAGAGGAUGUACCUGCAACAGUCACAGGGCAUGGGGCUGCAGGCCUACUUCAACCAGAUGCAGAUAGCUGAAGGAUCCUACCCGACAAGCAGCCCUGCUCUGGACCCAGCAGCAUCUCAAAGUUCCCCUCAGGGCCCUGCCCACCAGCCUCAGCCCCAGCAGCAGGCCAGUCCUCAGGCCUCGCCUCCCUUCAGCCACCCUCAUAGCCUAAGUCCUUUGAUGGAACCGGGCGAGGGGCUGGUUUAUGAUCCCUAUAUAAGCCACCACCACUACGCCCAACACUUAACCCCUGGAUCUCACCUUCACCACCUCCACAGUCCCCAGUCUCAUGAAGCCUCUAUCAGCAGCCUGGGCUUCAACUACCCUGUAGGCUGUGAGCAGCAGAUCCUGGGGCCUUCCACUGAGGUUCUCCUCCCAGAGCAGUAUGAGUUCCCUCUGGAUCCCACCUUGCUGAACCCGCCUGCUCCAGGGGAAGCUGAGGCUGGAGCUGUGGCCGGGAUUUUGGCUGGUCCAGUUCAGUCAGACAGCCUGGGCCUCCCUGAGCUGCAGAGCUCUCUCCUGGACAGUGAGAUGAUGGAGACCGUGGAUUCCCAGCAUGGCUUCGUACUCGUCAACUAAAGUCAGUAUUAAGCAAUGAGAACCCACACAGCACUAAGAGCAGAGAGAAUGGAGAUAUAAGUGGAGGCCACAAGAGUAGCAAAAGGGAAGGAGAAGUGUUCAUUUUUGUACGACAAAUACAGACUUCGUUUCUUAGUUGUGGCAAACCUCAAGACAACCUUUCUACCAAAAUCCUCCCUUAGCCUACCUCCCUUUCUCCCCCUCCUCCUCUGUUCUCAUCAGCUCUGUAAGGCAGGAACAGGUCCGAUAUGUGGCUCAAUGUGAUCCUCGCCCUGCUGACUUGGCGAGGCUGCUGUUGUCGCAGAGGUUGUGCCACCUGUGAGGACUGUACGGUGCAGCCCGGAGGUGGGGUGCUGCACAUCCUGGAGGCUGCCAGAGCGCAGCAUUUCACCUUGAAAUGGUUUGGAAGUGAACUGAUUUAGGACUGACAGGCAACCAAAAGGACAGUGGCUGGCAGUGCUUUUUGUAUUUAAAAUAGGACGACAUUGACAACAAUAGACUGGUUCUGUUUUGUUUUUUUGUUUUUUUUUUUGAUUUCAGUAGAUUAAAACAACAACUGAACAAGAGCAAAUAUGGCCCUCAUUUAUCACGGUACAGUUGAUAUCUCCACAAAUUCAAAUGUUAAGUGUUUUUUGUCCACAAACAUGAGCUCAAAGGCUAACAUGAUGGUCGAAUUCGUGAGUGCAUAGGCGUCAACACUAACAUUUACAGUAUUCCUCCAAUUUAAAAAACAGGUAACUUUUGUUGGUCAUUUUCCUGAACAAAUACCCUAAAGAUGCUGGUUGAAGCACCUUGUUGGUGAGUAAUGCACCGACUCUGUCCAAGCUAUUUUUUUCAGUUGACUGACUAAUGAAAAUAAUAUAAAACACAACUUUGUUGCUGCAGGCUUUUGUGUAGGUGUGUGACAUAAAUAAUACAGUUUCUUUUUUUUUAGUUUUCUUUGUGCUUUAUGUGACUUGUAACUACUGAUCCUGAUUUAUUUCUUACACUACUGAACUGAUAUUCCACCUUUCCAACCCCUUCACGAGGUUUCAUAAUACUCAGUAAGAUGAGGAUAGUUACCAGUAUUUGCAGGCGAAAUGGCCUUGUGUCCUUUGAACAGUUGAAUUGUGGGUCAUGUGUUUGCCUGAUAAAUGAGGGCUGAUGUAAUUAACUUGUGUUUGGUUGAGAAGUAGCGGUGUUUGACAGUCAAUAUUAUUCUAUUUUUGUGGCAAUACAGAAGCAAUAUUAAUCCUUAAUGUUGAGGGAUUAUGAAUGGAAGCCUCACCUGUACAACCAACUCUGAUUGGUUCCAGAGGACCUCUGAGUCGUCAGCAGUGACGUCACUCACUGAUGAUGUAACCAGGAGAUAAUCUCUCGCUCACUCGCUCACCCUGGAAAUGCAGGGACAAGCCUGGAGACAGCUGUGUGUGUGUGUGUGUGUGUGUGUGUGUGUGUGUGUGUGAAUGUGAUUAUGUUUGUUUGCACAAUUCAUACUUCAACUUUGUCAGAUCAUUUGUCGUCAUUACUGAAAAAGGCGAACACUGUAUUGACGUCUCCAUUCAAAAUAACCCUGGCUGUGCUUUUCCCUCUGUGCACAGUAGUAGCUUUUGGAUUAAUUGGGAUUCACAUCCUUGAUGCUCCAGUCAUGCCCCUGUGUUGUUUUUACUGAUGAAUUGUGUUUAGAUUAAUGGAAUGACCCCUUAAAAACUCCCUUGCAUUAGAUUUCACGAAGAAUGUUUCCUCUCUGACGCUGGGGCUGCUGUUAGACGAAGACCAGCUGAAGGUCGAUCACCUGACACUGCGUUUGACUACAGACUCACCCACUGCUGUUUUGACUGACAGCAAGCCAGCAACAAGAUGAGAGAUUUUUUUUUUUUUAACAGCACUUAAACUGUGUUCAGUCUACUUGAAGUACACAGAUGUAACUUUUUCUGACAGAUGAUGAUGAUUUAAAAAAAAAAAAAAAAUUGGAAUAACAGGAUGGCAGACGUCAGGGUUGAGAUGAGAUUACUGGACUGCAACCAUCAGCCAGACUGUGACCGUCAGUGGUUGUGGACUAAACUAUACGAGUGUUUUGUAGCCAGAUUAGCCUUCAGAUAAGAUGGUCACUCUUAGUCUGUAGACUGGACUGAGCAGGUAUAUCAGAUUUGGUUCGACUAUGGGGUUUUUACAGCUGCAGUCUUGAAUGUUGGCUAGAAAAUGUAGACCAACUGUGGUUGUAGUCCUGUGCAAGACUUGAAGGAAAAAAAAAAAAAAAAAAUCAAAAUCCACCCUAAAAUCUUUUUAACACUUUCGCAGAUUGAGGCUGCAACUAAUGAUCAGAUUAUCUGCUGAUAAAUUUUGUUCAUUAAUGAAUCAGUUGUUUGGUCUAUAAAAUGUCAGCGAUGAGGCAAAAACAUUAAUCACAAUUUCUCAACUAGUUCAAAUAGCUUUUUCUUGUCUGACCAGCAGUCCGAAACCCAGACACAUUUAGUUAAGUGUCAUGGAAGAUUAAAACUGGCAAAUUUCUGUAACUUUUGGCACCUUUGCUGUAAUAAUCAGACUAACACUGUUGGCAGUCCACUAUUUACUACUUGGCAUCAUUUUGUUUCUAAAGCACUGUACAACUGAUCAACGUGGUUUUGACGUCAGUCCCUCAGGAUCUUAGAGCAAAUGCUUAGUACGUCACCAUUUAGCUUGGACGCAAAACGAGAUACUAAGAGCUCCAGUAAUAAUGACCUCAAGAGGCCAAAGUGGACUGCAGCCACGAGACAUGUUGCCAUACAGGUCUGCAUUAAUAGAUCCACCCUAAAAUUUACAAACAAGCUGGUUAGCGGGAUAUAUAGUCAUACACCCGCAUUUUAUUGACACAAAUAAGCUCAUGUCCAGUUUGUGGGUGGUGUUGAAAAUGUCUUUUAGAAACAGAAGGAUCUCAAGUGGGGCAGGUUGAACAUAAAAUAAUUCUGUGUCAAAGGGCGGAUUUUGCUUUGAAGUGAGUAUUUUGAUGAUUGUUUUCUCUCAUUUUGUCAAUGGGCAGGUUAGAACAGCUACAGGAUGAUCUGUGAAAGUCGAAUACUGGAGCACUUUGACAACCAGGGGAAGGAGAGAUGUAGUGAGAGAGGAGGAGGCGAUUGUGGCGGAGGUGGAAAAGGUUUGUAUUGCUCUGCUGUUUCCUGGCAGAUGAAACGAACCACAAUCUGUAGGAAACACCUUUCUCCUCUCUCUUCCCCGCCAAUAAUGGACACAAAACAAAUUUCUUUCAAAGAAAGACCAGACACAGUAACACUAUCUGAUUGCUGAGUUGAAUCCAAGAAAGGGUAACACUUUCUUUGUACAAAUUAGAGGUGUAGUGAAUUUUCGGUGUGCCGAGAUGAAUUUUGUGUUGAACGUGAAAAGUGUUCAGUGUGCCUUUUACUUUUUUCACUCUAAAUUAAGAUUUUGAACAUUUCUGGUUGGACCCUUUUAGCAUUUAUUUUACUAUGAUAACCUUUUUUCUUUUUUCUUUUUUUUUUUCUUCCAAAAGAAAGUAGAGCCAGGUUUUACAAAGGUACAAAACCAAAGUCCCUCAGAAGUUUCCCUGUACGACCCACCAUGUGGAGUUUUGGAGCUUCUCUUAUCAGCUUCUUUAUCGUGCUUUUUUUUUUCUCUUCUUGUUGGUCAAUCAGUGUAUGCCAUUUAAAAGUAUUAUAGCAAUAUUUCUCUAGUUGAAGACUAAAGUCAUGAAGAUUCUAGUGGACGUGUUUCCAAGUAUCAUAAUUUCACCUCCUGCUGAUAAAACAAAAACAUCAAUCUAUCAAUAGAAAUCCAGUUUUAUAUUUACCUUCAUUGAUGUUGACCACACAUAAGCUAACUUGCUGUUGAGAUUAAAAAAGGUUUAUUGAACAUAAAAAAA
Scatophagus argus is the source of this 7188-nucleotide messenger RNA. It is a transcript of the gene sik2b, whose product is annotated as salt-inducible kinase 2b. The record is from RefSeq and is a predicted model, not a curated record. Bases 555 to 3335 code for a protein of 926 amino acids. Lineage: Eukaryota; Metazoa; Chordata; Actinopteri; Scatophagidae. Gene Ontology annotation, biological process: protein phosphorylation; intracellular signal transduction; microtubule cytoskeleton organization. Gene Ontology annotation, molecular function: ATP binding; protein serine/threonine kinase activity; tau-protein kinase activity. Gene Ontology annotation, cellular component: cytoplasm. The transcript has 15 exons.